AUGCUUAUCCACGCAUCUACAGUACUAGCACGUACACCAGCAUCUAUAUUAUCACACCUAUCAAGGAUAGCUGCAAACCAUUCCAACGAUAACGUCCUCUUCACCCUUUCUGCCAACGCGCCAGAGCUCUCAACGCUCGUUUCUCGGCUUACCAGUAUUUCGCCUUUUCACAUCGGAUGCCUCUCAGCUCCAUUACCUGGCCUUCAUUCUCAAGGCUUGAUUGCGUGCUCUGUCUCCGCUUUUGAUAGGAAGUCUUCUGCUUCGUUCAGGUCGACAAUUCCUGGCCAAGUGCCACCCCAAGUUGGUCGGUGGCAUGCUUUCAGGAAGAAGGAAAGUCUACCGUCGGCUUCAACUCUGGAUCUAGAAAACAUCAGAAAGGAAGACAUCAACUGGGAAAACGUAUGGGACAAGCAUUCCGGGGAUAAUAUUCUCCCCGAAGGCUUACAGUCCACAAGAAUCCACGAUGUUAACACACUGAUAUAUAUAUCUGAUACCGCACCAGAAGGCAUCUCAAAUUGUUUAGACAACUUUCCAAAUGCUACCAAACUUGGCCUCAUUGCUUCCUGGACACCUUUUGUCACUGGUAGGCCGGUAACAUUGUUUCACGACAAGAACAUAUACUCGUCAGGGGCUGUGGGUAUAGCUUUGACAAAUCGCGAAGGUGCCAGCACACCUACCGUUGGUGUCAAAUUUUCGGGGCUCACAAGCCUCACACCAGUUUUGAAAGUUACCCGGUCUGAAGGAAACCUCGUGAAUGAACUCGAUAAUAUGAAUCCUUCGGAACUCUUACUAAAUGCCAUCAGAAUGCAUGGCAUUGGCGACAGUCGUUCACUCAAAGAAGAUAAGUUUUACUUGGGGGCAAUGAAACACAAUAAACUCGAUCAGGUGCACCGUAUCCUUGCUGGUGGGCCUUCGCGCGGAACAAUCGCCUUGCAGUCUCAGGCAGCCCCGGUAGAGGGUACACCAGUCCAGCUGUUCCAUCAACCCAAGAAAGACUCCCCGCAGGAUCCUACGGUGUCCCAAUGCCAGCCGCCAGGGAAUCGCAGCUUUAGCUUCAUGGCGACCGAAACGUUGACAGACAUAACCCCCGAGCCGAGACACCCUCCAGCGAAAACGGAUUCAUUCUCAGCAGAAAUAGGAAUGGUACAAAUGAGCCUGUGUGGAGAUGUACUGCAACAGGAUCGUUGGCCAACUUAA
Messenger RNA from Serpula lacrymans var. lacrymans S7.9, 1197 nucleotides. RefSeq lists its product as uncharacterized. The transcript has 7 exons. The record is from RefSeq and is a predicted model, not a curated record. Bases 1 to 1197 code for a protein of 398 amino acids. NCBI's taxonomy places the organism in Eukaryota, Fungi, Basidiomycota, Agaricomycetes, Boletales, Serpulaceae.